AUGGCCGUUACUCUACCUGUUUCGGUGGCUCGUGAUGCUAGUGAGCGAACGUCGUCGCUCGGACGUGUACCAAUGCAACGCCCGGACAUGGAGCUCGCGCUCCGACGGGAAAUCAACCAAGCUGUGUACGAGUACCCCGACUUUGUCAACGAGUUCUUGGCUAUGCCCGAUCACGCUCGGCGCGAUGACAUUCGGGAUACUCUAGCUUCAACACCGCUUUUCUCGUACUUAGGCAGGGACUGGACCAUUGACUGUCGGGACCUCGAAGGCCAUGAAAGCCGAGAGAUGCACACCCAGGUGGCGCGCCUUAUCAACACCAUAGCUCAAGCCGCCUUUGUUUCAGACCAAUUUCGGCCAGUGCAUCAGAAUGUCGUAGCGCUACAUAAUACCCCUAUCAAGGCCGAUGACCCAAAUGACACAGAUUCCAGUCCAGACAUUGUACAAGCAAUGCCUAGACCGGAUGGUAGACGUCACUGGGCCGAAGUUCAGUUCUUCGCAGAGUGUAAGGGCAAGAGCAUAACCAAAAGUCCCGAGGAACAACUCAGCGAUGCUCUAUUGCAGGUUGCCCGUUACGCCCGCGCGACACUGAUUCAUCAGAUAGAGCGCCUCUACGUCUUUUCCAUCAUCACCUACGGUACCGACGCUAUCUUCGUACGCCUCGGACGUACAAGCAUCCUUCAUUCGCCCCCGUUUAAUCUAAAGGAAAACCUCUCUGCGUUUGCUCUGGCUGCUGCUGGUCUAUUCGCACUGCCGCCCAACUUGUUUGGGUACGACUGCCGGUUUUACUACUGGCCUCGCUUGACUGGAUUGGCCGACGACUACAACGGAGAGCGAGAGAUUCGGAUCAAGAUUGAGAAACGGCGCUGGGUCGUAUUGGAGAUCCUCUGUCAGAGGAAAUGCCUCGUCGGUCGCGCAACGCUCGUGCUUUUGCUUUCUCGUGUUCAAAAUCGUCACCAGCGGGUAGUACUGAAGAUCAUCUGGCGUGAAAAAUCGCGUACGGACGAGGGAGAAAACCUUGCGAACUUUCGAGGAUGGCCCGGCAUAUGUCAGUGUGUUUGGAGUGAAGUCGGUCUCUCUACCGCAGUUCACAACAAAGACGCCUUGGUCAUUUCACCCCUUAUGAAGAGCUUUUAUCCUCCGCUGGCAAACGCGAAGGCAACCGAAAUUCGCGCCAGCGUCUCUGGCGGCUCUGUGCGGUCCGUAACCUCUCGCAUCUCGUACGCCACAUAUAGCCAGAGUCGUUCGUGGCUUCCGGAGGACCGCAUGCUUAGUACUAUCAUGAUGGACGAGGGCUUUGCACUUUGGAGAGUUGAACGACUUCCCCACCUUCUUAGGAUACUUAGAGAUAGUGUAGUUGGGCUAGCUGGAAUUGUUGAGCAGGGAAAGGUUCAUCGGGACAUUAGCGAGGGAAACAUCUUAUGUAGUCGAUUACCCAAUUCAACGGAAGGUUCUAACGGUAAUCUCUCGGAUCAUUUUGGGAGCGCACCAGCCAACAAUCCCAAAGAUUACUCUGAUGCGGAUAUUACUUCCGACUCCGAUACGGACUCGGAUACAUCAGACGCACUGAGCAUAUUCUCGGACGACCGUUCAGAGAGCUCAGCUGACACCGAGCUAAACCAACUCCCACUCCAGCCCGAGGAAGGGAUAAUAAUCGCAAACGAACGUCAAGCUUACAUUCAACAACGGUAUGGGGAAUCAUGGCCGGCAGGGAGAUUAUAUGAUCUUGAGGUCAUGGUAAAGGAGGAUCGACCUGACAACGAGGCUCGGAGGAUGGAACGAACAGGUACGCCGGCCUUCAUAUCAGCUCAACUUUUGCUUGCCACGGACCAGAAGCCAGUGCGUCAUACGUACCUACACGAUCUCGAGUCGAUAUUCUGGGUACUUGUUUGGAUGACUGCAACCCAUGUGGAACCCGGCCAAAAGCGAAAUGCAGAGGCGGAAAGACUGAUCGGAAAACUAUGCCGACGUGAUGACGAAACCUUGGGGGAGUUCAAGCGUGGAUUCGUUACUUCGGCGAAGCGGGCACACAAGACUAUUAUCGAAUUAGACAAUGGCUGGAACAAGGCUGCGCGAGUCGUUUUCGAAUUCGCGUUACUUCUCGACGAGCACAUCUACGAUAAGGAAGGUGGUCCAGCCCCCGAAUCAGAUGACGAGGAUACGGUAGUUGUUAACCCCCAGACAACUGUGAGCCAUGCUAGCCCGUGGCACAUCCUCAAAUCGGUCAUUGACAUAUUCGACAAAUGGAUUGCGAAGAUGGAUGUAGCAUAA
This is a messenger RNA of Rhizoctonia solani, 2268 nucleotides long. Its product is annotated as RNA-directed RNA polymerase L. NCBI's taxonomy places the organism in Eukaryota, Fungi, Basidiomycota, Agaricomycetes, Cantharellales, Ceratobasidiaceae. The transcript has 4 exons. Bases 1 to 2268 code for a protein of 755 amino acids. The record is from RefSeq and is a predicted model, not a curated record.